CUAACUGUUUAACUGUAUCAUAGAUUCGUAACAGUGCUUUUCUCUACUUAUAAAUAUGAGCCUCGCACCAUUACCUCUUCAUUCCAUAUCUAAACACAUUCUUCAUAUAAACAAAUCCUUAUUCGAUAUUAAAGAUGAAUAAACUUACCUUGAAAUAUCUUUCCCUGAACUUUCUCCUCUUAAUCUCCUUACUCUCUUCGAGAUUUGGGACUUGCAACGCUAGGAACAGUGUAUGGAAAGGAAACCGCAGGUCUAUUGCCGAAGGGAAAAGUUCCGCAACAAUCAAUGUGCUUAACUAUGGCGCAAAAGGUGAUGGGACAAGCGAUGACACAAAGGCCUUCGAAAAUGCUUGGGUGGAAGCUUGUAAGGUGGCAGGGUCAACAUUAUUAGUUCCAUCUGGUUCUACGUUCCUUGUUGGACCUGUUUCCUUCCUGGGAAAAGGAUGUAAAGAGAAAAUCGUGUUUCAGCUAGAUGGAAAGAUCAUAGCUCCAACGAGUUCAAGUGCAUGGGGUUCAGGUCUCUUGCAAUGGAUAGAAUUCAAAACACUUACAGGAAUCACUAUAAAAGGAAAAGGAAUAAUUGAUGGACGAGGAUCAGUAUGGUGGAAUAAGUCCCCUGCCUAUGAUCCAGCAGAUGAGUCAGAGUCAAUAACUAAGAAAGACAUGAUGAAAGAACAACUGGGUACAAAAAUGCCAAGUACUAAACCAACAGCUUUGAGGUUCUACGGGAGUAAUGGUGUAACAGUCAAUGGAAUCACCAUACAAAACAGCCCUCAAACCCAUCUCAAGUUUGAUAGUUGCGUGAACAUUCAAGUGUCUGAUUUCACAACUUCAUCCCCUGGAGAUUCCCCAAACACAGAUGGAAUCCACCUGCAAAAUUCUAAAGAUGCCGUUAUUUACCGCAGCACGCUGGCUUGUGGAGAUGAUUGUAUAUCGAUUCAAACUGGAUGCUCUAAUAUCUACAUACAUGAUGUAGACUGUGGCCCUGGCCAUGGAAUUAGCAUCGGAGGACUGGGAAAGUACAAUACAAAAGCGUGUGUUUCAAACAUUACUGUCCGUGAUGUCACGAUGCAUGAAACUACGAAUGGAGUUCGAAUAAAAUCCUGGCAGGGAGGGUCAGGGUCUGUAAAACAAGUUAUGUUUUCAAAUAUUCAAGUCAGCAACGUAGCCAAUCCGAUUAUAAUAGAUCAAUACUAUUGCGAUGGUGGAGGAUGCCACAACGAAACUUCAGCAGUGGCGGUAUCAAACAUUAACUACAUAAACAUAAAAGGUACCUACACAAAGCAACCUAUACGCUUCGCCUGCAGUGAUAGCUUGCCAUGCACAGGACUCUCACUGUCAAACAUAGCACUUAAGCCAGCCACAGACAAAGCACGCUCACUUGAUCCUUUCUGCUGGGAAGCACACGGCGAAGUGAAAACACAAACUCUACCACCAAUAAAAUGUUUGAAAACAAAAAAGUCACCAGGAGCUGCAAGUCAGUCUAAUAAUGAUGCUUGCUGAUAUUAGAACAAGAAAUUAUGUAAUGUUAAGAUAGGCCAAACAUUAUACUUAUACGAAUAAACAAGGAUUGAUUCCCUUGCUUUGUCUUAUACUA
Messenger RNA from Capsella rubella, 1596 nucleotides. Its product is annotated as polygalacturonase At1g48100. The transcript is spliced from 7 exons. Gene Ontology annotation, molecular function: polygalacturonase activity. Gene Ontology annotation, biological process: carbohydrate metabolic process. NCBI's taxonomy places the organism in Eukaryota, Viridiplantae, Streptophyta, Magnoliopsida, Brassicales, Brassicaceae. The coding region runs from base 135 to 1502 and encodes 455 amino acids. The record is from RefSeq and is a predicted model, not a curated record.